AUGAUCUUGAACGGAAGUACAUAUAAGGGUCGUAUUAGACACUCUUUGGGAGGCGUCGGACGUAACAUAUUUGAUGGCCUCUCAAGACUGGGAAGCAAACCAUUGUUUUUGUCUGCCAUCGGCAACGACCCAAAUGGCAAAACUGUUCUCCAUAAUAACCCACUAAAAAAUCCUAAAGGAAUUCACGUAUCGGAAACAAUAGCCACCUCUUCGUGCAGUGUUAUCGUUGACGGGAAGGGAGAGUGCGGUCUCAUUGUCGGAGACAUGAGAGCUCAUCAACUAAUUACUAAACAGCAUAUAUCACAAUUCAAUGAUGACAUCUGUAGUGCACCACUAGUUAUAAUUGACGCCAAUAUCCCAUUGGAUUCUAUGAUCUAUACUUUGCAGUUGUGCUCAAACUAUGGAAUUCCAGGUGAGAGU
Molecule: messenger RNA, 420 nt
Organism: Medioppia subpectinata
Lineage: Eukaryota; Metazoa; Arthropoda; Arachnida; Sarcoptiformes; Oppiidae
Source: the annotation of a GenBank genome assembly